AUCCACAGAGAGAAGGAGACAUUCUACCCUGUCCAGCCCUGCACAGAUCCCACACUACAGGUGAAGACCACCAUCCCAGAAUGCACAGGUAAGAACGAGUCAAAAUAUGAUGCCGUACUGUAGAUGAGGAUAACAGAACUUACAUACAUAUCUGUUAGUCAAAGGAACUCUGUGUCUUCCAGGCAGCUUGUCAGGAGAAUUUGUAUUGACCAUUUCCAGGCAUGGCAUUGCCAGUGUUGAGUUUAUUUCUGUCAGGUAGUCACUAAGAUAGAAAGGAGCAGAAAUGAAGAUUAGGAGGGUUGUCAGAGUUCCGGCGGUCCUUGCUUGGAUCAUGGAAGAGCACUUGCCAGAAUGUAAUUUGAUUUCUGGAGGAUCUCAGUUGGAAAGGCCAGGUUGUAACUUGAUUUCAGAGGAUUAAGAUGUACUGUAGAGGAGAGAGCAGCGCUUUGUAGGAGGAGAGAGAGAGGCUUAGGGCAUUUUCACACACAGUUCUGAGCUAUAGUUCGAAUCAGUUUGAUUAUUUGUUACGUUGUAUUUUUUUCAUUUGGUCCAGUUGUGUUCACAUUGCCAAAUGUCAAAUGAACUAAAAUGCUUAAACAAAAACACGUUCAUGCAAGUCAUUUGCUCAUUUCGUUGUAGCCUAUGCUGCCCAAUGAGGCCUAUGGAAUCGCAAUGGCCAUUUUGCGCGCUCAUAUCUCAAAGCCAUAUCAAGUAUCUCCGUUGUAGAAUAGUUUCUAUUGAGCUCAACAUUUAGUUGAGGAAUAAAAAUGAUACCUACAGAAAGCUAAGAACUAUGAUAGCAGUGGUUUCCUCGCAAUUGGAUAAAACAAAUGUUAUACAAUCAGAACACUUUAUUGUUUUGUUAUCCUGGAGGGAAAAAAAUCCUGGGAAAUGAGAGAGAGUUGUUUGCUCCACACUGCAGCAGGCCCCAGUGAAACAGGUACAUAGGCAGGCAGACAUUUUCUUUACAGGAAACAUGAGGAUAAAGUUUCAACUUUUUGACCAAAUCAUGGUUUUAGCCUCCUAAAAAAAUAAGACUUUUUGAGUAAGUUGACCAUGUAGAUAGAAUAUGCAGCUCACACGAAUGUCACCAAUUAAGAUUUUAACUUGCACAGUCAAGUCAAAGGGUCGCAAAAUGCAACUAAAUAGUCGCAGUCUGGAGCCCUGAAAUGGUAAGGUCAUUGAUGCAGAUAUGAUGGGUAUGGCAUGGCACUGCUUUCUUUUAAUCGUAUCCCUACUGUACCAUGUGUCCCUUCGAUAUCAAUGCACCCCAUUUGGUUGGCAGGCCAGGCAUGCAGCACAUUGUGCAGCUUAGGAACAAGGCUACCCUACCUCUACUACCUUUGAUGUUUGAAGAAGAUAGCUUAUGUAGCUCAUAUUUCAUAUGAUUUAGACUACUGUUCACAUCUGUGCAGAGAUCAGUUGUCAUCAUAGCUUAAAAAGAUCUCUGCAUCUCUGUAUCUUGUGUUUCUAAUAUGCUCUUCCCUUCGCUUAAGGCAACUUUCACUUCCACUGUUCCACUGGUUGCUGGGCCAAACAAUGACAAAACAACAACCCACUCAUACAGUAUACUCAUAUAGAAUAACAUCCUUCCUGACAAAAAAAAAUAGCUAAUCUUUUUUAUUAACUGACGUCAACAUCCUGCCCAAAAGGAUUGCAACUAGCGAUGCAAUGAUGUUUUGCAGCACAUUUUUCUUACUAAUCAUUUGACUGUGUUGUGAUCAAAGUGGUGUAUCUGGCACAAUUCUAUUAGAAAAUGUAUGUUGUGACCUUGCGUUUUGAUAUUGAAAAAUCGGAUUGUAUUUUAAAGCCUGUUGAUAUGUACUGCAUUGCCAUGGCAAAUAUCUGACACUAAUCUUAAUACCAAUUUUCUCUUUCCCAGAAUUCCAAGUAUCCCCAUGCUCUGAGAGUGUUGGAGGCUCUGUGUCGACCACUGGUGCCCUGCAGGACUCAGUCAGUGAUGUGGACAGUCUGGGAGAGGACAGUAUCUUCAGAAAGGUGAGAUCAGCACACUGAACCGAGACACUCCCUUUAUAGUUACAACACCGUCGAAGAAGAAGAUUAAGCCUGUGUCUUGAGUGGCUAUGACAUGAUAGCAUACGAGUAUAUUAUAAGUCAGUUCUCCUAUAAAACCAACAACAUGGUCUAUCACUUUAUGUUGUAUGUUUCUGGUGAUAUAGUUCCAUAUAAUUCCCAGCACCUCUGUUCGUUAGUGUAUGUUUUGGCCUCUGGCCCCCACCUCCAGACCACAGCAGACUGGUCAGCUUCCCUGUUCCAUGUGACAUCAGCAGGCUCCCAUGAGCACUCUUUCCCGGGCCAGCAAACUCAUUAUGACCUCAUCCCCCUCGCUCGCUCUUUACCGCCCUUCCUCCCCUGCCCUGCCCCCCAACCUUUUUUCAACAUUUACACACACUUGGAGGGUGGCUGAGGCAUAAUGGCACUCCAAUGCCAUUUCACACUACAGCCUUGGCUUCAAAGGCUUUGGUUUCUCUGCCCUCGUGAGGUCCUCUCUUCUCCAGGCAUCUCCUUACUGUAACUUCAGCUCACUCUCUAGGUUACAUUUUUUCAUUUCAUUUGGCUGUGUUUUUAUAUGUUUAUGUAAAAAAAAAAAAAAAGUAAGUUCAUCAAUAGUCAAAUGUAAGAAACAUCAACAUAUGUUUUCUUCUAGAGUAACUACAUACAAUACAGUGCCUUCAGAAAGUAUCAAUUCCCCUUGACUUAUUCCACAUUUUGUUGUUACAGCCUGAAUUCAAAAUGGAUUAAAAAAUGCAAAAUCUCACCCAUCUGCACACAAUACCCCAUAAUGGAAACAUGUUUUUAGAAAUGUCUGCUAAUUUAUUGAAAUAUCUAAUUUACGUAAAUAUUCAUACCCCUGAGUCGAUACAUGUUAGAAUCAACUUUGGCAGCGAUUACAGCUGUAAGUCUUUCAGGGUAUGUCCCGUGUAUCUCAGUUGGUAGAGCAUGGCACUUGCCAUGCCAGGGUUGUGGGUUCGUUUACCACGGGGGGGGGCAGUAUGAAAAUGUAUGCACUCACUAACUGUAAGUCGCUCUGGAUAAGAGCGUCUGCUAAAUGACUAAAAUGUAAAAUGUCUUUAAGAGCUUUGCACACCUGGAUUGUACAAGUAUACUUUUUGGGGGGAUUUUGCCUUAUGCUAAGCUGAUAUUGAAUUGUUUUAAGAUGGUCAUACUAUGGAUAAUUUAGCUAUUUGAUUUAGAAUUUUAGGACACCUUUAGGUAUACAUUUUUUUGGGGGGGAUACAGUGGGGGAAAAAAGUAUUUAGUCAGCCACCAAUUGUGCAAGUUCUCCCACUUAAAAAGAUGAGAGAGGCCUGUAAUUUUCAUCAUAGGUACACGUCAACUAUGACAGACAAAAUGAGAAUUUUCUUUCCAGAAAAUCACAUUGUAGGAUUUUUAAUUAAUUUAUUUGCAAAUUAUGGUGGAAAAUAAGUAUUUGGUCAAUAACAAAAGUUUCUCAAUACUUUGUUAUAUACCCUUUGUUGGCAAUGACACAGGUUAAACGUUUUCUGUAAGUCUUCACAAGGUUUUCACACACUGUUGCUGGUAUUUUGGCCCAUUCCUCCAUGCAGAUCUCCUCUAGAGCAGUGAUGUUUUGGGGCUGUCGCUGGGCAACACGGACUUUCAACUCCCUCCAAAGAUUUUCUAUGGGGUUGAGAUCUGGCUAGGCCACUCCAGGACCUUGAAAUGCUUCUUACGAAGCCACUCCUUCGUUGCCCGGGCGGUGUGUUUGGGAUCAUUGUCAUGCUGAAAGACCCAGCCACGUUUCAUCUUCAAUGCCCUUGCUGAUGGAAGGAGGUUUUCCCUCAAAAUCUCACGAUACAUGGCCCCAUUCAUUCUUUCCUUUACACGGAUCAGUCGUCCUGGUCCAUUUGCAGAAAAACAGCCCCAAAGCAUGAUGUUUCCACCCCCAUGCUUCACAGUAGGUAUGGUGUUCUUUGGAUGCAACUCAGCAUUCUUUGUCCUCCAAACACGACGAGUUGAGUUUUUACCAAAAAGUUAUAUUUUGGUUUCAUCUGACCAUAUGACAUUCUCCCAAUCCUCUUCUGGAUCAUCCAAAUGCACUCUAGCAAACUUCAGACGGGCCUGGACAUGUACUGGCUUAAGCAGGGGGACACGUCUUGGACUGCAGGAUUUGAGUCCCUGGCGGCGUAGUGUGUUACUGAUGGUAGGCUUUGUUACUUUGGUCCCAGCUCUCUGCAGGUCAUUCACUACGUCCCCCCGUGUGGUUCUGGGAUUUUUGCUCACCGUUCUUGUGAUCAUUUUGACCCCACGGGGUGAGAUCUUGCGUGGAGCCCCAGAUCGAUGGAGAUUAUCAGUGGUCUUGUAUGUCUUCCAUUUCCUAAUAAUUGCUCCCACAGUUGAUUUCUUCAAACCAAGCUGCUUACCUAUUGCAGAUUCAGUCUUCCCAGCCUGGUGCAGGUCUACAAUUUUGUUUCUGGUGUCCUUUGACAGCUCUUUGGUCUUGGCCAUAGUGGAGUUUGGAGUGUGACUGUUUGAGGUUGUGGACAGGUGUCUUUUAUACUGAUAACAAGUUCAAACAGGUGCCAUUAAUACAGGUAACGAGUGGAGGACAGAGGAGCCUCUUAAAGAAGAAGUUACAGGUCUGUGAGAGCCAGAAAUAUUGCUUGUUUGUAGGUGACCAAAUACUUAUUUUCCACCAUAAUUUGCAAAUAAAUUCAUAAAAAAUCCUACAAUGUGAUUUUCUGGAAAUCUUUUUCUCAAUUUGUCUGUCAUAGUUGACGUGUACCUAUGAUGAAAAUUACAGGCCUCUCUCAUCUUUUUAAGUGGGAGAACUUGCACAAUUGGUGGCUGACUAAAUACUUUUUUUCCCCCACUGUAUAAUAUUGAUUUUGGCCUUUACUACUAAAGCCCAUAGAAACACAUUGAAUAACACAUCCAUAAAUGGCUAAAAGGACAAAGAAUAAAUAAUAAGUGUCUGUCCUAAAUCUAGGAGAUAUAAAAACAACUCAGGAAAUAUAGAUAUAUAAUAUAGAUUCGUUUUUUUACAUAUACACUACCGGUUUAUUGAAAUGCAUUCCAGGUGACUACCUCAUGAAGCUGGUUGAGAGAAUGCCAAGAGUGUACAAAGCUGUCAUCUAGGCAAAGGGUGGCUAUUUGUAGAAUCUCAAAUAUAAAAUAUAUUUUGAUUUGUUUAACACUUUUUGGUUACUACAUGAUUCCAUAUGUGUUAUGUCAUAGUUUUGACUUCUUCACUAUUCUACAAUGUAGAAAAUAGUAAAAAUUAAGAAAAACCCUUGAAUGAGUAGAUGUUCUAAAACUUUUGACUGGUAGUAUAUUUAUCCCCUUUUUUUGGGUAGUCACAAAACUACCUUCAUGCUUCCAUCAGUUUUUUAAAACUGGUACCGGUUACCUUCAGUCAAGUCCUGUGACAGUUGUAGGGGUCAUAGAGCGGAGAACACCAUCGUGUUAAUGAGAAUCUCCCCUUUCCACAAUGGGGUCCCAUUAGUUUGUAGCCCAAACAGUUCGGACGCUACCAAACAGAAGUUGGCACAUCGACGGUACUGACUUCAGACGAGUCUUCUGACACUUGUGGGGGUUGUAGAGAAAAAAAUGGUGUAGGUCAAACCGUUCGAACGCUACAGACGUUUUCGUGAGAAUACCUAUUUUCGGGUUGUCUCAUGGUCUGACAAACACCGCUCUAGCUCUGCCACCUUUCACUGCAGAUGCAGAAGUGUGACACUGGCGGAUGCAGUGUAUUGAGACACAUCCAAUAAUAAAACGUAAACGGACAGAUUUUGAUGGGGAUGUUUUUGCUAUGUAAUUUAGAUUGACGCACCGCACCGGUGCAUCAAUCCACUCUAAGGGGUUAAACACUAUUAUUGCACACAGAGUGAGUUCAUGCAACUUAUUAUGUGACAUGUUAGGCAAAGUUUUACUACUGAACUUAUUUAGGCUUACGAUAACAAAGGGGUUGAAUACUUAUUGACUCAAGACAUAAAUUUAAAAAAGUAAUAAUAAUUAGCAUUUCCAAAAAAAAUAUUCCACUUUAACAUUAUGGGGUAUUGUGUGUAGGCCAGUGACAGAAAAAUCUAAAUUUAAUCCAUUUUAAAUUCAGGCUGUAACACAACAAAAUGUGAAGAGGUCAAGGGGUGUGAACUUUCUGAAGGCACUCUAACUCCCCUCUAACUACUCCCAGACCAGUCUCUGCCUCUCCGCCUCUGGUGUUGAGGUCUGUCAUUAUGCAAUAGAUUUUGAAUGUUCGAGUGAACUCAGCACUUUGGACAGACACAGCCAGUCAAUGACCAAAAAAGGACCUGUUACAUUAAACUUUCAUUACUCAAAGGCCCUUUAAAACGAUCCUCCAAAUCAAUUUAUUUUAGCUAUGUUUUGAACUGUGUCUUUGUGUGUGUGCGUGACUGCAUGUGAGUCCUGUAGUCAAGGUUAUUUUAGUGGUUAUUAAAUGUGAUUUAAUGUUAGUUUUUAGAUUUUAUUUGAAAUACAUUUUAGUUUGUUUAGUUUUCAGACUUGAUUUACUAGUUAUUAUUUUAUAAAAACAUUUAUAUUUCUGUUUUAGUGUUAGGGACAGAAAGUAGCCUAUGCGUGGGAGGCUAUGAGCCAUUUAUGUGUUGUAGGCCUACAGUUUUUUUGGGGGGGAUGUCACUUCUUGCCACUGAGGGACCAUAGACUUGGAUAAACAUAACAUCUCUGUAUCUCUGUCAUGAUGGCAUCUGUGAGCGCCUGGGCAUUGCCAUUGACACCAUCUUCAUCUUGAAAUAGUAAAUGUUCUUCUUCACAAGUAAAAUUCAUUGGCUGAUCCCUCCUGCCACAACUCCAACCGGGUCAUCAGGUCAUUCCAACUGGGUCAUCAAGAGGGAUCAGCCAACAAAGUUGACUAAAUCAAAAUGGCGAAAGUCCUCAAUGGCGCUGCCCAUGCUAACACAGGCUUUUGGCCACUGGAGGACUCCAUACAACUCCAUGGCCAGGACAUAGGUUUGGUUUAAAUUAUAAAUCAAUCCUAAUGUGACUGAUGUAAAGGAUAAGCGCCUAGACUGGUGCAAGAAAUAUGAUGGAUGGAAACUCUCUUGCCCAUGUUUACACAAAUCCAAUGCUUUUUUAACUUUAGUAGUAGAAUAAUAAUCAAGUACCUUUACCUUUAUCUGACAGAAAGAGAUGGGAAAAAACAACAAAUGAAGUCAUGGCACAUUUGACAUGUUAUGUUUAUGUAAUAUUAAGCGUAUCACUGACUAACCCCUUCAAAUAGAGUUAAUAAUAACAGCUGCAACAACAGCAAAAACAUAAGCAAUACAACACUUCUUCACAAAUCUAUUAGUUCACAGCCAGCCUGUGUGUGUGUUUCUCUGUUCAAACAAGCAAGAUUUUCUGGUUUGUCUUCAAGAAGAUUCUGAUUUCCAGAAAGAUGGUUGUUUGGUUUAUCAAGCCUGAUGACAGUUGUCCACAAACAGAGAAUACUCUCUCCACGAACACUGCAGGGGUAGAAACAAGAUCCAGUGCCACAGAGCACAGCUUUGAUAAACAGCCAUCCUUGCCUGCCAGACCUGGAGAGGUGACUCUGUCAACAUGCCCCCCUUUACCUCUUCCAGGUAUUUCAGCAGAUCGCACUUAAUGCCCUGCCAGGUUGACCCUCCAGCUGGACAGUGACCUCAGACACAAUCUUCAAUGCAAGGAAGCUAUAUUUCUGAAGCACUGUGGUUGAGAUGCUUGCUGGAUUCAUCGUGCUGGCAUCUUCCUGGGGUCCUGCUGCUCCACGGCUGUACUUUCUGUUUUGCUAAAGUACAAAAUACUUUGCGUCCCUCAACAGUGGCUCCAUCUCUGUUGAGCGAAGUGCCAGAGACACACUUGGGUCCAUGAGGCAAGUUAAUGCAGGGGUUGGAUCGAAGUUCACUGCCAGGGGAUUCAGUAUGCAUGCGCUCACGCAGUGACUUCAGGAGUACCUGUGCCAACUGUUUGCAACAGUAGUUGACUGCAAGUGUGCCUCAAGGUUGACAAGGCAAGUCACCACAUCAGACAGCGACUGGCUGUCAGUUUGAAGUUAGUUGGGUUGAAUUGCGAACGGCUCCAGCAACUUCACAAGAUGUUCUAGCUUGGCCCAGUUACGCUCCGUGCUCGCCCUCAGAUUUCUUCUCUGUUAGCUAGUGAUAGCUAGUGAUAGUGAUGCACAAGCUAAGCCUAUUUGAAACAUCAGCAUCUACUGGCAGCAUUUACACACCAGAUUCAGAAGCUCAAAAAUCCCAUUUAAAAAAAAGCUGGAAAACCCCUUUAGAUUUUUGCCCAAAGUGUAGAAGAAAAAAACUCAACAUAAUUUAUGAUGGUUUUUAUUUUAUUGUAGUUAGUUUUGCAGUCAAAUAGAAUAGUUUCAGUAUAGUUUUCUUUUUUCAAGUUUACCAAAUCGUUUUUCAAAUUUUAGUUUUUAUUUUAUUUUCAGUCUUCGUUUACUAUAAUAACCUUGCCUGUAGGUGUGUGUUUGUGUAGACAGCGUUAGCUGGUUGACUGCUGCUCUGCUGCAUGAGCUCAGGAAGGGUGAGUCAUUUGUUCUGGAAGCUGAUAUUCCAUGGCCUGGUCCUCAUAAAGGGGCCUGCAUGAUUAUGCUCUGAGCCACUGUGGCAGUCCGUUAGCUCACCACCCGCCCGCACGCCCAGUGCUGGCACUACUGGAUAAUGUAAAAACUAAUGACACAGUCCCAAUGGAAAUCAUCUGCAGCCUGCCUGCCUGCUGGCCUCCCUAAAGGGUGUGUGUGUGUUUCUGUUGUUCUGUAACCUUUAUAGGGCUGGAAAGAACUCUCUCUCCCAGCAGCAUGUCUCUCUCUCACUGCCUUGCCCUUUCUCCUCGCCACACUGAAGGCUACAGUAAGCUCAGACUAAAGGCAGCUCAGACCGGUCAUCAUCAGGCCUAACCUCACUGGCCUGGCAUGUGUGAAGUAAAAGCCUGGGCCCUGGGAGGCAUACGAGACAGGACAUUAAGUCAAAACGGACUACUUUGACAAUAGCUACAGAUUUAUUUAGCUUUCACCCCUUUAGCAUAAUUUAUGUUUUUAGCUUUGUUUUUGGUGUAAAACGUAAUGCUCCUUACCCAAAUGUGUUAGCUGAAAUGUGUAAUUCCAAAUCCUACCACAAUGCCAUUCAGUUUACUUUGACUCCAGUGGGUAACAGGCUCUUUCUGUAUCCUCUCUGUCCCCAGGGAGAGGAGGCUGUGACUGGGCCAAGGGAUAGCACCAGCGGUGUGUCGGUGUCCUUCUCCUCCAUAGACGACGUGACCAGUGUGGGUCCCCUCAGCGCCAGCUCCCAGUGCAGUGUGGGUCCUCUCAGCGCCAGCUCCCAGUGCAGUGUGGGUCCUCUCAGUGUCUCCUCCCAGGGCAGAGUGGGCUCUCCUUGGGCUGGGGCGGGGGCAGGGGUGUUGAGCACUAGGGCCAGUUGGAGUGCUGGAGACGCCUGGCAGAUGACAGUUGGGGGGGUAGAGGAGGAGGAGAGGAAAGACAAGCUGACAGAGGGGCCUGUAGGCUCCGCCAUCCUACGCUCCUCUAUCCGCUCGCUCUCUCCGUUCCGCCGGCACAGCUGGGGCCCGGGGAAGAAUCCUGCAGGAGAGACAGACAUGAACCAACGCAGGUGAGUCCUCUUAACCCCACACACUGACCUCUAACCCAACACACUCACUACCCUAUAGUACAUACCCAGGAAGGAUAGCUAUGGAUGGAUGGUGAAAAGUAAUCAUCUGUGUGAACAAUAAGCCUCCAACUCCUACAGUAUACUGAGUUGUCCUCAGUAUGAUGAUAUCUAUUGGGGAGUCACUUGAGACAGUAGUACCCUGGGAAGUGCAGUCUGCAGGGAUGAGACUAGGACAGAGACAGGCUCCCCGAGGACUGGUCCUCAUACGGCCUCAAGUUCAGACACUGUGUUUGUGUGUCAGUGGACCACUGUUUGUGUGUGUGUGUGUGUGUGCACGUGUGUGUGUAGAUAUUUGUCUCUGUGUGUAUUUGAUCCAUGGUUGUCCCUCAGGGGGCCUAUAUACAGUACAGUUAGAUAUGCCUGGAGCCACCUCUGUGUCAGUGGACUUUGUGGGAAAGGCCUGUCCAGGUCAAAGGUUAAACACUGACCGCUGACCUCAGUAAACAGCUGUGUGAGAAGUACUGUACUAUUACUCCUCUGACCAUUAUCAAUAAUUAUUCUCAAUAUUUCAGUCUGUAAGACAUAUUACCCAGGGGCUUGAAUAGCCUUUGUAUCAAUUAUUUUUAUUGGCACCUUUUCCUUCUUAUUCAUUAUCACCCAUUUGAUCAUGUUCUGUACUGUCAGUGCUCUCAUCUCUCUCUGUCCAUCCCUUAUUUUCUGUCCUCUGCUCAUCUCUCCAUCUCUUCUCAGUUCAUUGCAAGGUCAAGGGGAAGGGAAGCCUCGAAAGCCAACAUUUCAUAGGAGAAGGUACCACACAGUUAUUUCUCAAUGUUUCCAUUCUGACUCUCCAUGGUGUGUCACUGCCAAGCUGUGUUUUCAUUACGGGAAGAAAAUGUAAAACGUAUUGCUACCUAUAUUGAGCACUCCCUAAUCAAAUCAAAUUUUAUUUUAAGUGUCUUAUGCUAUGGAAAAAUCAUUUCUAAAACAGUAUGAAGAAUGAAGACAGUGGAAACUAACUUUAAAUGGUUUAUUUCUCUCCAAUAUAAUAAUAAUCAAGCCACUCCGAUGGAAAAAUACUUUCACCAUUAACCCACCACUUUUACCUUUGACCAUCACAUCUCACCCUGAAAUAACGUCACACUUUCCCUGCUGCUCCUGUACCUGUCUGUCUCUCUCCUCUCCCCCUCUCCCCCCCUCCUCUCCUCUCCUCUCCACUCCCCUUCUCUCCUGUCCCUUUCCAACCCUCUCCCUCCCUGGCUUCUCCCUGCUAGUAUGAGCUGGUGUCCCUCCAACGUCCCCCCUCCCCACCCGGAACAGAUUGAUAGCAGAAGGUAUGCCAUCACCGUGUGUCAACUAAUAGCCUAAAAAGACAAACACGGAUAAACAUGAAAGAAAUAAAAAGAGAGGAAGAAGCCUCUGCAUGUUCUAUGCUCUGUGCAUGUCUGUCUCUGGCUUGGUCUGUCUCUGGCUUGGUCUGUCUCUGGCUUGGUCUGUCUCUGGCUUAGUGUGUCUCUGGCUUGGUCUGUCUCUGGCUUGGUCUGUCUCUGGCUUGGUCUGUCUCUGGCUUGGUCUGUCUCUGGCUUGGUCUGUCUCUGGCUUGGUGUGUCUCUGGCUUGGUCUGUCUCUGGCUUGGUCUGUCUCUGGCUUGGUCUGUCUCUGGCUUGGUCUGUCUCUGGCUUGGUCUGUCUCUGGCUUAGUCUGUCUCUGGCUUGGUCUGUCUCUGGCUUGGUGUGUCUCUGGCUUGGUGUGUCUCUGGCUUGGUGUGUCUCUGGCUUGGUGUGUCUCUGGCUUGGUGUGUCUCUGGUUUGGUGUGUCUCUGGUUUGGUCUGUCUUUGGCUUGGUCUGUCUCUGGCUUGGUGUGUCUCUGGCUUGGUCUGUCUUUGGCUUGGUCUGUCUCUGGCUUGGUGUGUCUCUGGUUUGGUGUGUCUCUGGCUUGGUGGUGUCUCUGGCUUGGGUGUGUCUCUGGCUUGGUGUGUCUCUGGCUUGGUGUGUCUCUGGCUUGGUGUGUCUCUGGCUUGGUGUGUCUCUGGCUUGGUGUGUCUCUGGCUUGGUGUGUAUUUUGUCACUGCUGCUGUUGCUCUCUCUUUGUCUCAUUCACCUUGUUGGUCAGUUGUGGUCGACCUCAGAGAUGCACAGUCACUUAUCUUUUGCCUCUCUCUCUCUCUCUCUCCUCCUCUCUCCUUCCUCUCUCCUCCUCUUCCUCCUCUCCUCUCUCUCCUCCUCCCUCUCUCUCUCUCCCUCUCUCUCUCAUCUCCUCUCUCUCUCCUCCUCUCUCUCGCUCUCUUGAGACAAGGAAGCUAGAAUUUAGAGAGGAAGCAUCAAGCAUCUUUAGAACAAUAGUAUUAUACUGCUACACUGCUAGUUAACUACUGCAAAGAUUAGAAUGACUAAUAUAAUCAUCAUCAUCAGUGAGCCAGACAGGUGAGUUAUGGUUUUAGUUCAGUUCAUCUCGCUUAGCCAGACUUACAGCUUCAGUGAGAGGACCGCUAGAAUGAGGUUAUAGGUCUGUUGUACUCUAAUACUGAAUGCUGAUUUGUUAUGCAUUCAUCAUUUACAUAAGUAUGGUCUCAAAUGAGUUUAUUUGUUGUCUAUUAUUUAACAUGAAUUACAAUUGUUCUGUUGUCUUAAAUUUGCUACACUUUUUAAUCAAGUAAACAAUGUUGUUUAACUGAUUGAAGCUUGGGGAAUUUUAUUUUUAUGUUUAUUUUAUUUAAGUUAUUUCCCCCUUACAUUUGUGUUUAGGUUUACAUGUACAGUUGAAGUCGGAAGUUUACUUACACCUUAGCCAAAUACAUUUCAACUCAGUUUUUCACUAUUCCUGACAUUUAAUCCUAGUACAAAUUCCCUGUCUUUGGUAAGUUAGGAUCACCACUUUAUUUUAAGAAUGUGAAAUGUCAGAAUAAUAGUAGAGAGAAUUAUUUAUUUCAGCUUUUAUUAUAUAUCACAUUCCCAGUGGGUCAGAAGUUUACAUACACUCAAUUAGUAUUUGGUAGCAUUGCCUUUAAAUUGUUUAACUUGGGUCAAACGUUUCGGGUAGCCUUCCACAAGCUUCCCACAAUAAGUUGGGUGAAUUUUGGCCCAUUCCUCCUGACAGAGCAGGUGUAACGGAGUCAGGUUUGUAGGCCUCCUUGCUCGCACAUGCUUUUUCAGUUCUGCCCACACAUUUUCUGUAGGAUUGAGGUCAGGGCUUUGUGAUGGCCACUCCAAUACCUUGACUUUGUUGUCCUUAAGCCAUUUUGCCACAACUUUGGAAGUAUGCUUGGGGUCAAUGUCCAUUUGGAAGACCCAUUUGCGACCAAGCUUUAACUUCCUGACUGAUGUCUUGAGAUGUUGCUUCAAUAUAUCCACAUCAUUUCCCUUCCUCAUGAUGCCAUCUAUUUUGUGUCAAGUUUUCAAGAUAUUAGACUUUCAAGAAGUGCAAAACGCAUCAUCAUCAUGAUGUGGCAAGUGACACUUUGCUUCUUGAAAAUGGUAUAUCUUCAAAAUUUGACUGCUGACAUAUAAAACAUUUUGGGACUGUAUCAACAGUGGACUAAUGUAAAAAAUUACAAAAGAUUGUUACAAAAGUGUGUAUAUGUGCAUGUACGUACUUGUGCAUUCCACUUGUGUAGUUUCAGUUUUGAAAUAACUGAUUGUAUCAUCUGUCUGGAGCAUGAAGAUCUGCUGGGUGUGAAUUCACUUCCUGCCUGUGGUUUAAAGAUCUCACAGGGUGUUUGUAUCUACUGUCCCUAAACAAAUUACCACAUCUAUCACCAGAAACACCAGUAGAGUGUUCUUUCACUAACACAGUAUUGUUGUGUCUGCAGUUACAGUUUGGAGGGUCUGGCUGGAGAGGAGGAUACUGGGAAGGUCUCCUCUGGUGUGGGGACCGUUGCACGUCUGGACAGUGAGGAGAGGGGCUCGCUUCUGUCCCUAACAGAGGAGCAGGAGUCAGACCUGGGAGACUGCAGCAGCCUCUACAGCCAGGUAACCCUCACACACUAUACUGUCCAGACGUAUCUUUACCAUAGAGGUCCUGUGUUUUGCUUGCACAAUGAAUUGCACUUGCACUGAACCGCUGAAUCUUUGUACCAUCCCAUGUAGACUGGUGCUCUCUAUGCACAGUAGUUUAAUUCAUGUUUUAUUUUCACUCAGACAGCUUACUGAUCUCUCUCUCGCUCUCCUUUAUUUCAGAAAUCAGGAAGAGUUCUGCCUAUGAGACACAGCUGUCCCUCCAUUCCUUACCAAGCGCUCACCAAGUCGGUGUCCAUGCUGGCCAUCAGUCACAGAGACCUGGACGGUGAGGGUCACUUUAACACACUCUCUCUCUCUCUCUCUCUCUCUCUCUCUCUCUCUCUCUCUCUCUCUCUCUCUCUCUCUCUCUCUCUCUCUCUCUCUCUCUCUCUCUCUCUCUCGACAUGGUGGUACACAAGGCCAGGGUCUCAGAGUAGGAGUGCCGAUCUAGGAUCAGUUUAGCCUUUUAGAUCAUUAUGAAUAAGAUUAUAUGGACAGAUCCUAGAUCAGCACUCCUUCUCUGAAAUGCCCAGGCCUCUAUCCAACAAUCAAGUCUCCUAUCACCUGCUGUUUCCAACCUCGUCCUACAGGUCCAUUUUCUCUCUGUCUCUCUGCUGUGUUUCCCAGACAGGAACAUAAUCCAAUCAGGUGGUUUGUUCACUCUCUUAAUCCCAAUCGUCUCUGGAGCUAACGGGGGCUACUGUUACAGCUUCUCCUGUGUAGGGUUCACUUGAUCACUUGGAAGGGAAUGAGGGUCAGCCCAGGUUCUUGUGCUAAUUUAACAUGUGAUUUGAUGUCUUUUGUACCCUUGAACUGGAUAGCGAGUGGACGGACUCGACCAAAGAGGCGCAUCUCCUUCUCCUUCAGCAUCUCUCCGACCUUCCCAAAAUCUAGAACAUUAUUUUCUAUUGGCUCUUCCUCCAGUGAUGAGGAGGAUGUAGUGAGUAAGUUCUACAGUUCCCAGAAUGCCCUGAGUGGCCCCUUAGCCCCGGCUGCUUCCUGUGUAGUGUGCCUCUACGUCAACCUGUGUCACUAAACGGACGUUACCUCUCUCUAAAUCAACUCUUUUAAAUCAAUUAAUCUCUGUUUGGUCCCCUACCCUUAACAGGGUUAACAUUGUCAGGCAAAUAAUUUGGUUUGCUAAAAUAUCAAUCAGUACAAGUCAUUGUUUCUAAACAAAUAACUUACACAGGGUCAAAUCACCUCUAGUCACUAAUGCAAAUCUCAACAGGUGAUGAAAUAUGCACUGUUUGUUGUUCUGUAUAUGUGAAGUUUCAAGCAAAGCCCUCUGCAGUCCAGUCAGCCUAUGAAAUAUCUGCUGGAGAUGCAUGAAAACCCAGAAUCUAACUGAGAUCAAAUAAUCUGCUUUCUGUUAGCAUAGUAGCCCCUUUUUUACAGUAGCCCUUUUUCUAUUGUAUUUGACAUGGCUGACAUGCCUAUUAUGUCCCUCCUGUGAGUUUUCACACAUUUCUCCCAUCUUUUUUCUCCAUUAGUUAUAUUUAUUCCCCCUAGCCUCCAUUCUUUGAAAUCCACAUAAACACAUUUCAAAGUGUUCCUUUUAGGCUUCACAGCUGCUAAAAAGGACAGGAACAUUUCACUGCUGCCUUCGCGCUCCUUUGAGCCUUGUAAGAAUGGCUUGUAUAUUAUUUUGGAGAGAACGAAAGGAAGAAAAUCCCGUUCCGGGCCGUUACUGGAGGAUGACGUCUCAAAGGGCUUUCGCUGCUCUGGCGUGUCAUAUCUACAGUUUAAGAGCUGUAAGAGGUUUUGCCUGGCAGUUUUUGAAAAUGUCUCUGUGUUUGUCAUGGGAUAUGUGUCUUAUUGAGCUUUGUUGUAGGUCUGAGGCUGAGUUUCAGUGCUGUCUGGCCCCCAGUAAAUCUCUUUAUUAAUGGCUGCCCUUGACUACUACUGUAUGUGUAUGCUGCCUUAUCAUCACAUUCCUUUUUGUAUGUAUUUGUUGGACUUGUUGUUAAUUGGCCAUGUCUUUAACCAAAUUACCCAGUGUGAAAUUCCACCUUUAACCUGUCCCACCAGGUACCCACUGGUUCUGUUGGAUGUUUGUACUACCACGUGUUAUGUGAUAUCACCUCUGCUUGGAAAUGUAUUGUAAUGGUUAUGUAACAUGUAAUGUUUACUUGUACUGAACCACAAUACUGAUAAAAGUACAUAAACUCAGCCAAAAAAUAAACGUCCUCUCACUGUCAACUGCGUUUAUUUUCAGCAAACUUAACAUGUGUAAAUAUUUGUAUGAACAUAACAAGAUUCAACAACUGAGAUAUAAACUGGACAAGUUUCACAGACAUGUGACUAACAGAAAUUGAAUAAUGUGUCCCUGAACAAAGGGGGUGCAAAAUCAAAAGUAACAGUCAGUAUCUGGUGUGGCCACCUGCUGCAUUAAGUACUGCAGUGCAUCUCCUCCUCGUGGACUGCACCAGAUUUGCCAGUUCUUGCUGUGAGAUGUUACCCCACUCUUCCACCAAGGCACCUGCAAGUUCCCUGACAUUUCUGGGGGGAAUGGCCCUAGCCCUCACCCUCCGAUCCAACAGAUCCCAGACAUGCUCAAUGGGAUUGAGAUCCGGGCUCUUCGCUGGCCAUGGCAGAACACUGACAUUCCUGUCUUGCAGGAAAUCAUGCACAGAGCAAGCAGUAUGGCUGUUGGCAUUGUCAUGCUGGAGGGUCAUGUCAGGAUGAGCCUGCAGGAAGGGUACCACAUGAGGGAGGAGGAUGUCUUCCCUGUAACGCACAGCGUUGAGAUUGCCUGCAAUGACAACAAGCUCAGUCUGAUGAUGCUGUGACACACUGCCCCAGACCAUGACGGACCCUCCACCUCCAAAUCGAUCCCGCUCCAGAGUACAGGCCUCGGUGUAACGCUCAUUCUUUCAACGAUAAACGCGAAUCCGACCAUCACCCCUGGUGAGACAAAACCGCGACUCGUCAGUGAAGAGCACUUUUUGCCAGUCCUGUCUGGUCCAGCGACGGUGGGUUUGUGCCCAUAGGCGACGUUGUUGCCGGUGAUGUCUGGUGAAGACCUGCCUUACAACAGGCCUACAAGCCCUCAGUCCAGCCUCUCUCAGCCUAUUGCGGACAGUCUGAGCACUGAUGGAGGGAUUGUGCGUUCCUGGUGUAACUCGGGCAGUUGUUGUUGCCAUCCUGUACCUGUCCUGCAGGUGUGAUGUUCGGAUGUACCGAUUCUGUGCAGGUGUUGUUACACAAUGUCUGCCACUGCGAGGAUGAUAAGCUGUCCGUCCUGUCUCCCUGUAGCGCUGUCUUAGGCGUCUCACAGUACGGACAUUGCAAUUUAUUGCCCUGGCCACAGGGCCUCCUUGCAGCAUGCCUAAGGCACGUUCACGCAGAUGAGCAGGGAUCCUGGGCAUCUUUCUUUUGGUGUUUUUCAGAGUCCGUAGAAAGGCCUCUUUAGUGUCCUAAGUUUUCAUAACUGUUGUCAGUUUGGCACCGAUGUGGAUGUGAUGAGGAGUCAGGCGCAGGACACAGAGGUUUAGUCCAACAAACUUUACUAUAGUAAAGUGAACAAUAAUCACUACACGACCUCGAAAUACAGAGGCGAGAAACAGUACGCAACAUGCGUAAAACAAAACAUGUAGAGCGCAAAACACACAGCUCAAACGACACGCGGACAACAACACACAAUAUAACUAACACAAAACAGGGAACUUAUAGGACACGUAAUUAGGACACAAACAGACACAGGUGUACCAGACAGACCAAAGCAAUCAACACACGAAACAUACAACGGUGGCAGCUAGUAUUCCGGGGACGGCGAACGCCGAAGCCUGCCCGAACCAGGAGGAGGAGCAGCCUCGGCCGAAACGUGACAGUACCCCCCCCUUGACGCGCGGCUCCAGCCGUGCGCCGACCCCGGUCUCGGGGACGGCCAGGAGGACGCGGACCCGGGCGCGUGGGAUGCCCACGGUGGAACUCUGUCAGGAGGGAUGGGUCGAGGAUGUCCCUCCUAGGCACCCAGCACCGUUCCUCCGGACCGUACCCCUCCCACUCCACGAGAUACUGGAGACCACUCCUCCGGCGCCUCGAGUCCAAUAUAGUCCGGACCCUGUACGCCGGUGCCCCCUCGAUGUCCAAAGGGGGUGGAGGGGUCUCUCCUAUCUCCUCCUCUUGGAGUGGACCAGCUACCACCGGCCUGAGAAGAGACACAUGGAACGAGGGGUUAAUAUUUUUGUACUCAAUAGGCAGUUGUAAUCUGUAACACACCUCGUUCAAUCUUCUCAGGACUUUGAAGGGCCCCACAAACCGCCGACCCAGCUUCCGGCAGGGCAGGCGGAGGGGCAGGUUUCGAGUCGAGAGCCAGACUCGAUCUCCCGGUGCGUACACCGGCCCCUCACUGCGGUGGCGAUCGGCGCUCGCCUUGUGUUGACGGAUGGCACGCUGCAGAUGGACAUGGGCAGCGUCCCACGUCUCCUCCGAGCGCCGAAUCCACUCGUCCACCGCAGGGGCCUCGGUCUGGCUCUCGUGCCACGGUGCCAGGACCGGCUGAUACCCUAAAAUACACUGGAAAGGUGUUAAUCCGGUGGAGGAGUGGCGGAGAGAGUUCUGGGCCAUCUCUGCCCAGGGGAUAUACCUCGACCACUCCUCCGGCCGGUCCCGGCAAUAGGACCUCAAAAACCUACCCACAUCCUGGUUCACACGUUCAACCUGCCCAUUGCUCUCUGGGUGGUACCCCGAGGUAAGGCUAACCGAGACCCCCAGGCGUUCCAUGAACGCCCCCCAGACUCUGGAGGUGAACUGGGGACCUCGGUCGGACACAAUAUCCUCGGGGACCCCAUAGUGCCGGAACACGUGGGUAAAGAGGGCCUCGGCGGUCUGUAGGGCAGUAGGGAGACCCGGCAGUGGGAGGAGACGACAGGCCUUAGAAAACCGAUCCACAACGACCAAAAUGGUGGUAUUACCCUGGGAAGGGGGUAGAUCGGUCACAAAAUCCACCGAGAGGUGGGACCAUGGUCGUUGUGGAACGGGCAGAGGAUGUAACUUACCCCUGGGCAAAUGUCUAGGUGCCUUACACUGGGCACACACCGAGCAGGAGGAGACAUAAACCCUCACAUCCCUGGCUAACGUUGGCCACCAGUAUUUCACGCUAAGGCAGUGCACCGUCCGACCAAUACCAGGAUGUCCAGAGGAGGGUGAUGUAUGAGCCCAAGAAAUAAGCCGAUCACGAACCUCGAGCGGAACGUACGUCCGCCCCACAGGACACUCGGGGGGAGUAGGGUCGGUACGCAGCGCCCGCUCGAUUUCCGUAUCGACCUCCCAUACUACCGGAGCCACCAGACAAGACUCCGGCAGUAUGGAAGUAGGCUCAAUGGACCUCUCCUCUGUGUCAUACUGCCGGGACAGGGCGUCUGCCUUACCGUUCUGGGACCCAGGGAUGUAUGUGAUCUUAAAAACAAACCGGGUCAGGAACAUGUUCCACCUAGCCUGACGAGGGUUCAAUCUCCUAGCUGCCCGGAUGUACUCCAGGUUACGGUGAUCAGUCAGAAUGAGGAAAGGGUGUUGAGCCCCCUCAAGCCAAUGCCUCCACACCUUUAGGGCCUGGACUACAGCUAACAGCUCCCUGUCCCCAACGUCAUAAUUGCGCUCCGCCGAGCUGAGCUUCUUAGAGUAGAACGCACAGGGGCGGAGCUUAGGUGGCGUGCCGGACCGUUGUGACAGGACUGCCCCAAUACCGGUCUCGGACGCGUCCACCUCUACUUGGAAAGGCAAAGAGGGAUCCGGAUGCGCCAGCACCGGGGCCGAGACGAACAGGUUCUUCAGCUUGACAAAUGCCCUGUCCGCCUCAGCUGACCACCGCAAGCGCACCGGACCCCCCUUUAGCAGGGACGUAAUGGGAGCUGCAACCUGUCCAAAGCCCCGGAUAAACCUCCGGUAGUAAUUAGCAAAACCCAAGAACCGCUGCACCUCUUUUACGGUGGUUGGAGUUUGCCAAUUACGCACAGCCGCUACCCGAUCUACCUCUAUCUCCACGCCAGACGCGGACAACCGAUAACCCAAAAAGGAGACGGACUCCUGGAAGAACAGGCAUUUCUCUGCCUUGACAUACAAGUCAUGCUCCAACAGUCGUCUCAAUACUCGGCGCACCUGGGCUACAUGCUCGGCUCGUGUAGAAGAAUACACUAGAAUGUCGUCAAUGUACACCACUACACCCUGCCCAUGCAUGUCCCGGAAAAUCUCGUCAACAAAGGAUUGGAAGACUGAAGGAGCAUUCAUUAACCCGUAUGGCAUGACGAGAUACUCGUAAUGACCCGAGGUGGUGCUAAAUGCUGUUUUCCAUUCAUCCCCCUCCCUAAUGCGCACCAAAUUGUACGCGCUCCUGAGAUCCAACUUUGUGAAGAACCGCGCUCCGCGUAAUGACUCCGUCAUCGUCGCAAUCAGUGGAAGUGGGUAACUGUAUUUUACUGUGAUCUGAUUGAGACUACGGUAAUCAAUACACGGGCGCAAUCCCCCGUCCUUCUUCUUCACAAAGAAGAAACUCGAGGAGACCGGAGAAGUAGAGGACCGUAUGUAUCCCUGUGCCAAGGACUCGGCUAUGUAAGUCUCCAUAGCCGCAGUUUCCUCUUGAGACAGGGGAUACACAUGACUCCUGGGAAGAGCUGCUCCGGUCUGGAGAUUUAUCGCACAGUCCCCCUGUCUAUGAGGAGGUAGCCGUGCUGCCCUCGAUUUGCUAAACGCUAGUGCUAAAUCCUCAUACUCAGGGGGAAUGCGCAGUGCGGGCACUUGGUUCGGACUCUCUACCGAGGUCGCCCCUAUGGAAACACCUAGACAUCUCCCUACACACUGGGCAGACCAUUCCAUAAGAGCCCUCUGUUGCCACGCUAUGGUAGGAUCGUGGGUGCUUAACCAGGGAAGCCCCAACACCACUGGGUACGCAGGAGAGUCAAUCAGAUAGAACUGAAUGAUUUCCUCAUGACCCCCCUGCGUCGUCAUCGUCAGCGGUGCUGUGACAUCCCUGAUCAGACCCGACCCCAACGGCCGGCUGUCUAAUGCGUGGACAGGGAAUGGAACUUCUACCGGCCGAAGGGGAAUUCCUAACCUAGCACAAAAUGCCCGAUCAAUAAAGUUCCCAGCUGCGCCUGAAUCUACUAGCGCCUUAUGCUGGGAAUGAGGUGCCACCUGUGGAAAACGCACAGGAAUACUCAUGUGACCAACAGAGAGCUCUGGGUAAGUGGGGCGCCUACUCACCUGAAAUGACUCCCCAGUGCGUGACCUGUUGUCCCCUCUCUCAGAAGACCCUCCCCAGCACCUGGCCGCGGUGUGUCCUCCACGGCCACAGUUGGUGCAGGGGGUGGCCCCCCUCGGGUUCUCCCUCCUCCUCUCUCUAGCGCCAGCACCCCCGAGCUCCAUAGGAAUUGGCUCGGAGGUGCUGGAGGAUGGAAUGGACGACCCCCACUCGGGACGUCCGCGGGUGGCCAGCAGGGUGUCAAGCCGGAUGGAGAUGUCCACCAGCUGGUCGAAGCAUAGGUUGGUGUCCCUGCAGGCCAGCUCACGACGAACGUCCUCUCGCAGGCUACACCGGUACUGGUCGAUGAGGGCCCUCUCAUUCCAUCCUGCAUCCGCAGCUAACGUCCGGAACUCCAGUGCGAACUCCUGUGCGCUCCUCUUCUCCUGUCGGAGGUAGAACAGACGCUCCCCCGCCGCCUUCCCUUCAGGUGGGUGAUCGAAGACUGCCCGGAAGCGGCGGGAGAACUCAGCGUAGGUGAUGGUAGCUGCGUCUAUUCUCCUCCAUUCGGCGUUGGCCCACUCCAACGCCUUUCCGGAUAGACAGGAGAUGAGGGCGGAGACGCUCUCGUAUCCCGAGGGCGCUGGGUGUAUAGUAGCCAGGUAUAGUUCUACCUGCAGGAGGAACCCCUGACACCCGGCUGCAGAACCGUCAUAUGCCCUCGGGAGCGAGAGCCGAAUACCACUGGGUUCCGGCGCUGAGAGAGGAGGACUGACCGGUGGUGAUGGGAUGGUGUAUGAGGACGUGGGCACCUCUCCAUUAGCCAACCGGUGCAGAGUGUUGGACACCUCGCCCAGAACGGCCUCCAGUUGCCGGAUCAUGGAGUCCUGCUGACUGAGCCGUUCUUCUAGCGACCAGGUUGUCGUCGCUGAUCCUGCUGACUCCAUAGAUGGUGUGUUGUUCUGUCAGUUUGGCACCGAUGUGGAUGUGAUGAGGAGUCAGGCGCAGGACACAGAGGUUUAGUCCAACAAACUUUACUAUAGUAAAGUGAACAAUAAUCACUACACGACCUCGAAAUACAGAGGCGAGAAACAGUACGCAACAUGCGUAAAACAAAACAUGUAGAGCGCAAAACACGCAGCUCAAACGACACGCGGACAACAACACACAAUAUAACUAACACAAAACAGGGAACUUAUAGGACACGUAAUUAGGACACAAACAGACACAGGUGUACCAGACAGACCAAAGCAAUCAACACACGAAACAUACAACGGUGGCAGCUAGUAUUCCGGGGACGGCGAACGCCGAAGCCUGCCCGAACCAGGAGGAGGAGCAGCCUCGGCCGAAACCGUGACAACUGUAACCUUAAUUGCCUACCGUCUGUAAGCUGUUAGUGUCUUAACGACCGUUCCACAGGUGCAUGUUCAUUAAUUGUUUAUGGUUCAUUGAACAAGCAUGGGAAACAGUGUUUAAACCCUUUACAAUGAAGAUCUGUGAAGUUAUUUGGAUUUUUACAAAUUAUCUUUGAAAGACAGUCCCGAAAAGGGACGUUUCUUUUUUUGCUGAGAAUUCCACUCUGUAAUCUCCGUUAUUUCAACAUGCUUUCAUUGCUCGUAUUGUAUAUAAAUGUAUAACUAUAUUUUGAUCAUAUUUAUAUUUCUAUAACUACAUUUACAACUCCCUGUCCCAUUUAGGGUGGCAGGUAGCCUAGCAGUUAGAGUGUAGGCCAAUAACCGAAAGAUCGCUGGUUCAAAUACCCGAGCUGACAAGGUGAAAAAUCUUUUGAUACGCCCUUGAGCAAGGCACUUAACCCUAAUUUGCUCCAGGGACGCCGUGCUACUAUGGCUGACCCUGUAAAACACCACAUUUCUCUUCACCUAUCCGGUGUACCAAUAACAAUAAUACAAAUGUAAAUAAAUAAAUGACAUAAUCUGCUGUUCCAUUGGUCCAGCUCAUCACCUCCUCUCUCUAUUUCUGCUGUAGGAAUGGGAUCAUUCUCCAGUACCUCGGCAUCACUAGAGCACAGGUAAGACAGAAACCUUAUCCCCAUUUUACAUGGGUCUGUUCUUACAAUGUCUACUAAAGGCUAUUUCUCCAGCAGUGUAGUGUCUGGCAGUAUGAAUGGCAGUAUGCUGAGUUUGCCUCUAGUUCUCCUACUCUUCUUCGUCCAGCAUCUCUGAGGAGGACCCGGGGCCACUGCGGAGCGACACUGAGGGAAGACAGGGGACCAAGGUCAGCCGCACCUUCAGUUAUCUCAAGAGCAAGAUGAGUACUAAGAAGAACAAGGUGAGUCUGUCCAUUUAAGCCUCUCUUCCUCCUGCACUAGCAGAGCAAAUCACAUUUUAUUUGUCACAUUCUUCGUAAACAACAAGAGGUGUGGACUAACAGUGAAAUAACAGGCAUAGGGCCUGGCUCAGAAUUGCCCCUGAGGGGAUAAAUAAAUAAAUAUUGAAGUUAAUUGAAUUGAAGAAGCCCCAGUAGUACACUACCUUUUCAGUCUGACCCUAACGCUAUUGUCCAUAUUGGUGUUGAAUCCAAUGGAUUAUUAGGUGUCUAAAGGUUUCUCAUUACAGUUCUUUGGAUACAAGUUUUCAGGUUAUAAUUUAUGUCCAGGUUAAUAACAGAGUGUAGGCUAAUACACAUAUUACAAUCUCAAAACUGUUGAUUCCGGAAUAAGAUACUUUUCCCUGACGCGUAUCUGUGUUCUGGGUGUCAUAAUCAGAUUGUAAAUGACUGUGAGGGAGUAUACAGUAUAUAUCUGCUCGGUAAGUGUAUCUGGCUGUGAGUCUUUGAGUUGUGAGAAGCAGAGUGAGGCGCCUGGUCUGCACGCAGUAGGAAAGCCAAACAGGAAACAGAUGCAUGCAGUGGUUUGUCUCAAACAGACGUCUGUAUGGCAUCACUGCUGCUACGAAAGCAAACCACAAUUCGUUCAGACCUAAUAACAUUAGACUUCCUGAUAACAUUAAGGGAAAUAACAGUAAUGCCCAGACCAUGCAUCAACACAGUUCUCAUGUGAUUUGAUUUCGCUGUGAUUGUAUCCAAAACAAUAUCUCAUCUUUUUUUAGCAGGCCUAGUUAUUACAUAGAAGAACAUGCUUAUAAUCAAAAAUGCUACUUAAUCCAUAACACAUGAACACUGACCGAGUAAAAUGUCCAAUGUUUGUAUGGCUUCCAAUUUGGGCUUUGAAAGUAUGUACCUUGUACAGUGCAUCCGGAAAGUAUUCAGACCCUUUGACUUUUUCCACAUUUUGUUGCAUUACAGCCUUAUUCUAAAAUGUAUUAAAGUGUUUUUCCCCCCCUCAUCAAUCUACACACAAUACCCCAUAAUGACAAAGCAAAAACAGGUUUUUAGAAAAUGUUGCUAAUUUUAGCAAAAACUAUAGAAAACUGAAAUAUCACAUGUACGGUCGUAUUCAGACCCUUUACUCAGUACUUUGUUGAAGCACCUUUGGCAGCAAUUACAGCCUAGAGUCUUCUUGGGUAUGACGCUACAAGCUUGGCACACCUGUAUUUGGGGAGUUUCUCCCAUUGUUCUCUGCAGAUCCUCUCAAGCUCUGUCAGGUUGGAUGGGGAGCGUUUCUGCACAGCUAUUUUCAGGUCUCUCCAGAGAUGUUUGAUCGGGUUCAAGUCCGGGCUCUGGCUGAGCCUCUCAAGGACAUUUAGAGACUUGUCCCGAAGCCAUUCCUGCGUUGUCUUGGCUGUGUGCUUAGGGUCAUUGUCCUAUUGGAAGGUGAACCUUCGCCCCAGUAUGAGGUCCUGAGCGCUCUCGAGCAGGUUUUCUUCAUCAAGGAUCUCUCUGUACUUUGCUCCGUUCAUCUUUGCCUCGAUCCCGACUAGUCUCCCAGUCCCUGCCACUGAAAAACAUCCCCACAGCAUGAUGCUGCCACCACCAUGCUUCACCGUAGGGAUGGUGCCAGGUUUCCUCCAGACGUGACGCUUGGCAUUCAGGCCAAAGAGUUCAAUCUUGGUUUCAUCAGACCAGAGCAUCUUGUUUCUCAUGAUCUGAGAGUCUUUAGAUGCCUUUUGGCAAACUCCAAGCGGGCUGUCAUGUGCCUUUUACUGAGGAGUGGCUUCCGUCUGGCCUCUCUACCAUAAAGGCCUGAUUGGUGAAGUGCUGCACAGAUGGUUAUCCUUCUGGAAUGUUCUCCCAUCUCCAUAGAGGAACUCUAGAGCUCUGUCAAAGUGACCAUCAGGCUCUUGGUCACCUCCCUGACCAAGGCCCUUCUCCCCCAAUUUCUCAGUUUGGCCGGGCGACGAUCUCUAGGAUGAGUCUCGGUGGUUCCAAACUUCUUCCAUUUAAGAAUGAUUGAUGCCACUGUGUUCUUGGGGACCUUCAAUGCUGCAGAAAUAUUUUGGUACCCUUCCUCAGAUCUGUGCCACGAAACAAUCCUGUCUCGGAGCUCCACGGACAAGUCCUUGAACCUCAUGACUUGGUUUUUGAUCUGACAUGCACUGCCAACUGUGGGACCUUAUAUAGACAGGUGUGUGCCUUUCCAAAUCAUGUCCAAUCAAUUGAAUUUACCACAGGUGGACUCCAAUCAAGUUGUUGAAACAUCCCAAGGAUAAUCAAUGGAAACAGGAUGCACCUGAGCUCAAUUUCGAGUCUCAUAGCAAAGGGUCUGAAUACUUAUGUAAAUAAGGUAUUUCUGUUUUUAAUUUUUAAUAAGUUAGCAAACAUUUCUCAACCUCUUUUCGCUUUGUCAUUGUUGGGUAUUGUGUGUAGACUGAGAAGGAAAAACAUUAAUUGAAUACAUUUUAGAAUAAGGCUGUAACGUAACAAAAUGUAGAAAAAGGGAAGGGGUCUGAAUACAUUCCUAAUGCACUGUACAUACUGUACAAAAGUUUGCUGAGAAUGUGAGCUAGAUUAGAGGCCGGAAGCUGCAGUGGGGCUGGUGUGUAACGAAGACGGCAAAGCAGUCGGCACAGACGCUCAUGGUACAUCCAUGGUAGCUCACUUCCUUCUGUUGGGCUGAUGGCUGGCAACAUGGGAACGCCAGAGUUCCGUUUGUAGAUUCUGUAUCGCCUGUUAUUACAGACCGGCGUACAGACCAUCGUUCAGACAGACUGUCACUGUAAUAAUGUAACAGACAGACAGACUGUCACUGUAAUAAUGUAACAGACAGACAGACAUACUGCCACUGUGUUGUUGUGUAGACGGCUCCUGGCACACAGUCGCUCACUGAAGCUGAGGGCUGAUGCAGUACAGGAUGAGGUAGGGGAUAUUGGUUCUUUGUGUUGACUAACACCUGUCGCCUGUCUCACGGCUCAGACAGGAACAGGCUCUGAAACUCUUCUCUAAAUACACAUUCUUCCCUUUUUCAGGAGGAAUUGCUUUAGCAACACAUUUAGGUUGAGUCAGAAUCAUAGGAUAUUGGUUGUUUCAUUUCCUGUACUGGUUAUGAAUGCGUGUCUACCUGUACAGUCAACCUGAGAGUGUGUUAUUGGCCAGUCCAGUGUAUUGUGUCUGUUGUUACACUGAUAUACUGGAACCUUUUGUCAUAAUUAUGUUUCUGUUUGUUAAUGAGACUGAAUGAGACUUCUGGAUUAAAACAAAUACGGAAAUAUUGUGAAGGGGUUUUUGACAGCUGUCAAACACAUGUGGUGUAUACUUCCUCAGUACAUCUUUGCGCAAAUGACUCAUAUCUCUCGGCUUUGGCUAAGUACUAUCCAAGUGUGAGAUCUAUUUGUGAGCCCUUGAUUGAUUCAGUAUCUCCGGAAAGCAUGCACAGUGCCACAGUGCUUUGACUUAGAGAAAUGAUGGUAUUUCCUUUGUAUCUCUCUGCAGGAGAAGGAGAAGGCUCAGGGGAAGGAGAAAGACCCCAAGGAGAAGGAGAAAAAAAACCUGAACGGUCAUCUCUUCAGCUCUGUGAACCCAGCCCCAUCCACAACCUGCCACCAAUGCAACAAACCCAUUAUCACUAAAGAAGCCUUCCUCUGCACCAGUAAGACAACAAAUCUGUAAUGAUCUUAUCAGAGUGUUUAUGAGAAACCAGACUCCACAGAGUUAUUUAGUCACUCUGUUCCAUGGUAAGGGUACCACUGCUCCACAUUCCCCCCACCAUCUCUAUAUGGCCAACAGCAUGCAUUAGAAGAGCAGAGUAGCCCACUCCCAAUACUUUUUCUUAGAACUAUUUUGUUUGUUGUCAGUCUGUCUGAAGCAUGAUGGACUAGGUGGGGCUGUCCCAGUGAAUAGGAGUUGGGUGGUUAGAGGGAAAAGGGGACAGGGGAGGGAUGUGGCCCUCGGCCAAGCCAGUCCACUCAGUCCCCUGUUUCACUGGGUUACAUCACUCUGCCCCUGGCCCCUGACGCAGCUCUACUCUUACAGGCCGGCUGUGUGUCUCUCUCUCUCUCUCUCUCUCUCUCUCUCUCUCUCUCUCUCUGUCUCUGUCUCUGUCUCUGUCUCUGUCUCUCUCCUCUCUCUCUCUCGCUCUCUGGCAGAGGAUGUGCUGUAAGCCCACACAGAAUUGUGGCCCACAUAGGGUUUGACGAGCAAAGUCCUAAACUUGAAACAAGCCCUUCGUUUUGACAAUAGACAUAGUUAUUCAGAACAUAUUUUUUCUUGAUCAGUGAUUUUGAUCCUUAUCUUAGCUAAAAAGUCAAAUAGGGCUUUGCGGAGAGUGAAUUAGUUUUGUCUGAAAUAUUAAUAAUAGAGUGCAGUGUCUAAUGGAGAGCUGCCUCCUCUCUCUGUUCUCUCAGCUUCACUUUGAGAGAUUCAGUCUGUCUGUGUUUGACACACAAUCAAAACAACUCCCACAAGUUGGCCUCGAAAAAUAUGAAGGACACACACACCCUGUUGCACAGCACAGUCCCCUCUCACUGUUUAAAACCUCCAGCUGGGAGAGAGCAACAGCACAGUCCCCUCUCACUGUUUAAAACCUCCAGCUGGGAGAGCGCAACAGCACAGUCCCCUCUCACUGUUUAAAACCUCCAGCUGGGAGAGAGCAACAGCACAGUCCCCUCUCACUGUUUAAAACCUCCAGCUGGGAGAGCGCAACAGCACAGUCCCUUCUCACUGUUUAAAACCUCCAGCUGGGAGGGCGCAAUAGCACAGUCCCCUCUCACUGUUUAAAACCUCCAGCUGGGAGAGAGCAACAGCACAGUCCCCUCUCACUGUUUAAAACCUCCAGCUGGGAGAGAGCAACAGCACAGUCCCCUCUCACUGUUUAAAACCUCCAGCUGGGAGAGAGCAACAGCACAGUCCCCUCCACUGUUUAAAACCUCCAGCGGGCGAGAGCAACAGCACAGUCCCCUCUCACUGUUUAAAACCUCCAGCUGGGCGAGAGCAACAGCACAGUCCCCUCUCACUGUUUAAAACCUCCAGCUGGGAGGGCGCAAUAGCACAGUCCCCUCUCACUGUUUAAAACCUCCAGCUGGGAGAGAGCAACAGCACAGUCCCCUCUCACUGUUUAAAACCUCCAGCUGGGAGGGCCUGCUCAUUGUUGUUUCUUCCUUCUUCCCAUCUCUUUCCUCCCUGAAGUGUAGUUGUGUUGGUGUUGUUUGGAUGGGCUUGACUGGAGGCGGAGCGGAACACUUUGAACUAUAUGGCCUGUUCAUACUCUACACUCAGCCCUGAUUCCUCUGUUAGUUAUUGUGCAGCUUUUAUGUUAUUAGAUCAACUGUUUUUAUGGCGCCUGCUCUGAGUUACCCUCACCUUAACCUGGGCGUGUCUGCUAACUGUGUUCAGUAAACAAGACUUUGUAGUUGUUCAGAGGUCAGACUUGGAGAGCUGGGAGAGGUAAGACACUGUACACUGUCUGAAAGGGUAAACUAGGCAGAAACAGGGAAAUUACCUUUUUCUUUACAGAACAUAAAUGCCAUUUUGGGACUUUUUCAAAUUAUUUUAUACAGCCUAAAAUCAGGUGGAAUCUGGAUUUUCUCAGUGUACAGAUUAGAGUUUCCUCUUGCUGCCUGUUUGUUUCUAUAGGUCAGGGUGGUUCAGAUUAGCAAUGUUGAUUUGGUAUGAGUCAUACCACCAAGCUAGCAGGUUUUUUACACUGUUGUGUGAUCUUGUUGCAUUGAAAUUAUAUUAUUUACACUAGUAGCAAGUAGCAACGUUGUCACCUGAUGAAGGAGGAGGGAGAAAUGGGUAGGUCUGACUACUCUGCUUUUCCUGCAGUCUAUAACUGAUUUUUCUACCAAAUCUUUGUGCUAAUGUUGUUUUUCUUCUGAUGAUUUCAGACUGCAAUGCACAGGUCCAUAAGGGCUGCAGAGAGAGUCUUCCUGUCUGUGUCAAGGUCAAAAUGAAGGUAAGCUUGCUCUCAGCUGUCUACAAUUCUUCUUCACUCAAACACACAGGAACAGAAUGUGUCUGUUUGUCUGUCAGCACGCAUCUGUGCGGGAUCAGUCUCUGUCUAACGUGUGAAUGAAUGGGUAACAGGCUUGUUAAUGGCAUUGAUGUAUUGUAAUACCAUACUGUAUUUUCAGCAGCAGAAGCAGCAAACAGUGCCAGAUCCUGCGUCCGUAUCCGGAGUCAUGUUGAGAAGUAAAUGUAAUAUAUUUAUUUGUCCACUAACUGUAUGUAUGUCUGUCUCUUAUCUAUGCAUUGUUAAUAUUUUCCCCAAAAAUGUUUUACAUACAGUAUAUUUGUAUUUAUUUGACUUUGUGCAUGUACAAUUCCUGAUAUCCUUAUGAGCUGUACUACUGUACAUGCUAACUUCUGUAUUUGUGUGGUCAGCUACAUCGUCUCGGGAGCGUCCGUGGUCGGCCACCUCGUCCACUGAUGACCAGUCCAUGGUUACGGUGGCGGCGGUGGUGCCUCGCAGGAAUCCCAGCAUCCUCCCCUUCAACAAAAGCAACCUGUCCAAGAGCAUCUCCAUCAGCAACAUCGCAGGGUGAGACACAACACCACUCAAUCACCAACCAACUCACUAUUGCCUCUUACACACUUGGGUUUUACAACUGAUGUACAUUUUCAUGCUGACACACUCAUCAACAGUACUGUAUGUGUUGUAUCACAAGUGUUGUGUCAAAUGCAUUGUACAUCAAUUGUACAGCCAGAGUGUAUACACGAUUUAUGUUAUCACUGUAAUAGUCACUCCUUCACCAACUCUGUUUCUCUCUUCCACCCUGUCUGUCUGUCUGUCUGUCCAUGCAGGCCAUUGAUGGAUGAGAUGCCACUGAAGGGCCUGAAGUACCUGUCCCAGUCUACAGACUCACUGCACAAGACCUCCAAGGUCAAUGAGUCCACUGAGUCUCUCACUGAUGAAGGUAAGGUAGAGAGCUGGAGAGUUAUCACUGUGACAGAGCCUAUUUGCUGUAGUCUCUCAUUGUAGGGAUCGGUUCAAAGGAGUGAGCAAAUAUGACAUGUUCGGAUUUCCUCUGAUGUUUUCAGCCGUUGUUUUGCAUUACUUUGUAUUGGUCCACUUUACAGCAUAUGUGAGUGUAGGAGAGCAAAUGUAUGCUUACAGUACGUACAGUCUGGCCACCCCUGCCCCGUCCAUACUAACUGUUCCUGUGUGUGUUGUCCUAGGGACUGAGAUGAUGGACAGCCAGCUGAUGGGAGAGUUUGAGGCAGAGUCUAAGGAUCUGGAGGCAGACUCCUGGACCUUCACUGUGGAUAAGAAGUAUGUGAAGGGGCUCAAGAAGGAGGUGGUCAAGAGACAGGACGUCAUCUAUGGUAGGAGGGCAACUCUCCCAAUCCCACUCAUUCCAUCACAUGUUCCCAUCCUUUGUUUCAGUCAAAAUCAGAAAUAACUUCCUCCAUUAGUAAAUCCAUUAGCUGCUCCUCUCUGUCUGUCACUCGCUCCCUGCGUGCAGCUCACUCUGCAUGUGCUCUGCUCAUGGCGACUCUGAGUCUGUGAGUAUCCAUAGCAAUGGCUCUGCUUGGGCUGCUAGCUACUUUUCGUCACUCAACUCUGACAAAACUCAAGGAACAUUAUUAUUUUCUGUCAAAUAAUCUCUCUUGUCUUAUAUUUGACGAGGUUGAAGCACUUCUGACGCCAUGUUAUGAUCUUAGUCAUAUAUGACUGUACUGCACAGCACAGCACGCGCAAAUGGUCAGCUUCAAAAUGUUAGUGAUCAAUUUAGUCCUGAUGUAUAAUGUCGGGGCCGUCGGGCUUGGGUCGGAUAGCAGAACUCUACCCCCACCCCCAUCAAAGUUGCCCAUCCCUGAAAUACAUGGAGUGCACAGUGCAAUGAAGUGCUUACUUGCAGGUUUGCAUAUAGACUCGCAUAUAGAAUCCCUAUUAAUUUAAUAGGAUCUCUGUGGGACUAAUAGUAAAGAUUUGUCCUUUUUAAUAUUAAAAUGUAUUACCUUUUAAAGUGGCAUAAACACAACCAGUCAUGAUGUUUUCAUCUGAUUGUCAAACAAUCACUUCAAUAGGCUCCUGUAAGCCUGACCACCUGUAUGCACUCACUAACUGUAAGUCGCUCUGGAUAAGAGCGUCUGCUAACAUGUAAAUGUAAAAAUCCAUACACUGCACUGGGCACCCGCCAUUUGAUGAAUGGAAAGAGACAUCUGUUAAGGUGCCCGCAUACUAGGUUCACUUUGCUCCUAGCAUAACUCAGCUAGGUGAAGCGAAUGUCUGUGCCUCACAUACUCCCUUAAAAGACCUUAGCUUGAAAAACGAGAAAAAAGCAGCAAUAUUACUGUUUGUCCCUCUUGAGAUGCCGUAGCAACAACAAAUAAAUAAAUAUUUAUCAAUCAAAUCCUGCUGAACACCAAAAUGAACAAAAAUGUCACAAUGUUUUCAUAAUAUAUGCGCAAACUGUUUCGACUGAGAAGCAUGCGACAGGCUUUACAAAACACCAAAAAGUAUAAUGAAUGACAUUCAGUGAUGACACUUGUAACCUGAAUUGAUGCGUCCACUGCUGUCCGCGUGCAUCUCCAUCUAGGCCACUCACCUCUGCCUUCGCAAAAUGCCACCUUUAUCGUCGAACCACACCGCAUUUUGGAACGUAUUACACAUGUUUUUAAGUCCAUUCGCAAAACAAUGAAUGCGACUGACAUGCGUUAAUGAUAAAUAAAAGUGUAAUAGCUUACAGUUUUAUUUGCAUCUUUGUUUAAUUAUUGUGAUAGGGUCAUGUUUAACCAGGACGGCAUACCCCCACUAUUUAUUUUGACGAUACUCUUUACCGGACCGUACCAGCUUACUUUCACUCCUGGGUUAAACACAAUGUGAGGGUGUUGUUAAUUGGGAUUUUGCACUAUAACCCACUCUCUACCUCUCCCUCCUACCCUUCCCUUCCUGUCUCUCUGCAGAGCUGGUCCAGACAGAGAUGCACCACGUACGGACGCUGAGGAUCAUGUCUGAGGUGUACAGUAAGAGCCUGCAGAAGGAGUUGCAGCUGGAGGCCCUGACGGUGGAGCGGAUGUUCCCCAUGCUGGACGAACUCCUGGAUCUACACACACACUUCUUCACACACCUCCUGGAGCGCAAGAGGGAGUCCUCAAUCGAGGGUCGGGAUGACGGGAGCUUCCUCAUCCACAAGAUAGGAGACGUCCUUGUCUCACAGGUUAGCAGGGGGAGACUGUUUGUCGCCCUGAGGGGUUUAGCGAUCCUUGUGGAAAUGUUGUGGAAAUGUUGACUAGUAGGCUAACCUGUAAGUUAACUUAUUAAUCUUAUAUGGGUUUUCUGGUCUUCAGUUCUCAGGGCCCAAUGCGGACCGCAUGAAGAAAGUCUACGGGAAAUUCUGCAGUCACCACAACGAGGCGGUCAACUUUUAUAAGGAGCUUCACACCAAAGACAAACGCUUCCAAGCCUUCAUCAAGGUAACUAACUACUCUUUGUUGUACAUGGUUAUAAGCAGUAUGAAAAACAUAACUUUCUCCACCAGGUGGUGCCACUACACUGUUGUAAUUUUAUUGCAUAAACCUGCAGUUGUUUGAAGCAGAAUAUUCAUAUCUGAAUUGUAUCUGUCUGUGUUUUUCAGAAAAAGAUGAGCAGCACAAUAGUCCGAAGACUAGGCAUCCCAGAGUGCAUCUUAUUAGUGACACAGCGAAUAACCAAGUACCCCGUGUUACUACAGAGGAUACUGCAUCACACCAAAGGUGAGACCUGGUAUUCUCUAUUCCUUGAAUGGCACUCAUACACUUGCUUUGUUAGAAAGACGAGUGGCGCAGCGGUCUAAGGCACUGCAUCAAAUGUGUUAGAGGCGUCACUACAGACCCUGGUUCGAUCCCAGGCUGUGUCACAGCCAGCCGUGACCGGGAGACCCAUGAGGCGGCGCACAAUUGGCCCAGCGGUCAUCCGGGUUAGGGGAGGGUUUGGCCGGCUCGGAUGUCCUUGUCGCAUCGCGCUUUAGCAACUCCUUGUGGCAGCGAUGGGACAAGACUGUAGCUACCAAUUGGAUAUCACGAAAUUGGGGCGAAAAAGGGGUAAAAAGUACAACAAAAUUAAGAAAGAAAGAGCAGUGAUGGAGAUAGUUGUGAGGUCUCUUCCUCUGUGUGUGCUGAAGUGACAUGCAGGUCUUAUUUCCCUGAUGCAGAGAAUGAGGAGGAUCAUGAGGAUAUAACCCAGGCUCUGAGACUGGUGAAGGAGAUUCUAAAUGCGGUGGACAACAAGGUGAACGAACAUGACAAGAAGAAAAGGUUGAAAGAGGUGUACAGUCGUACGGACAGCAAGUCCAUUCAGAGGAUGAAGAGUGGCCAGAUGUUUGCACGGGAAGACCUGUUGAGAGGCAGGAGGCUGCUGCAUGAUGGACCACUGCAGCUCAAGAACUCUGCAGGCAGACUAAAGGGUACGGGUCAGCCCUGUUUAUCUGUCUCAUUCGCCCUCUCUGUCUCUCACUCUGUUUCUCUUUCUUUCUCAUUCCCUCCUCUCUCCCUCUCUUUCUAGUUUUUUCUCACUCUUUCUCUCCUCAAUUUCUCUGUGUCUCUCUCUCCCUUUCUUCCUCUCCCUCUUCUCCCCCCGCCCUCCCUCCCUCACUGAUCCUGAAUCUUUGUUAUUUUUCACAGAUGUCCAGGCCAUGCUGCUGUCUGACGUGUUUGUGUUCCUCCAGGAGAAAGACCAGAAAUAUGUCUUUGCCUCACUGGUAUGUUAUGUUUGUUAUUCCCAGCUCAUUGUUUCAUAUGUACCACACUCUGUAGAGAACCGUGCCCACUUCAUGUUAGUUUACACCAAGUUUAGCUUGCUGUGCUGUUAUAACACCAGUCCUUCAGCUCUAUUAAUAUUGUGCCUCGCAAGGCCGUUGCAUGCUAGCUUCCAUAGAAACCUGGUCUAUACAUCCUUCAAUAGAAACCUGGUCUAUACAUCCUUCAAUAGAAACCUGGUCUAUACAUCCUUCAAUAGAAACCUGGUCUAUACACCUUCAAUAGAAACCUAGUCUAUGGCCUCCUGAGUGGCGCAGCGGUCUGAGGCACUGCAUCGCAGUGCUUGAGGCGUCACUACAGACCCGGGUUUCGAUCCCGGGCUGUGUUGCAGCCAGCCGCGACCGGGAGACCCAUGAGGCGGCGCACAAUUGGCCCAGCUGCAUGCACGUUGACUUAGGUCGCCAGCUGUACGGUGUUUCCUCCGACACAUUGGUGCGGCUGGCUUCCGGGUUAAGCGAGCAGUGUGUCAAGAAGCAGUGCGGCAUGACAGGGUCGUGUUUCGGAGGACGCAUGGCUCUCGACCUUCGCCUCUCCCGAGUCCGUACGGUAGUUGCAGCGAUAGGACAAGACUGUAACUACCAUUUGGAUAUCACGAAAUCGGGGUGAAAAAGAAACCUGGUCCUUCAAUAGAAACCUGGUCAAUACAUCCUUUCACCUCCAUUCUCCCUCUCCUUCCCUCCUCUCACUCCAUUCCUCCCUCUCUCUUUCCCCUCCAUCCCCGCUCUCCCGUCCCUCAGGACCAGCGGUCCACGGUGAUCUCCCUGCAGAAGCUGAUUGUGCGUGAGGUGGCUAAUGAGGAGAGGGGUCUGUUCCUGAUCACAGCGGGGAUAGAGAAGCCAGAGAUGGUGGAGGUGCUGGCCAGCACCAAGGAGGAACGCAACACCUGGAUGCAGCUGAUACAGGACGCCAUGCACUCCAUGUGAGUCAGUUAGACAGGAACACACAUAGAAAUAUAAUGACUAGAACGGGUAAGCCCAUCAGACCACAGCAAUUUGAUUCUGAAAAAAUAUCUGUAUUUCUAUUUCUAUGGGAACACACACAUUGUGUACCCACAGAUACACAAACCAAUAUCAUAUACGUAGAACAUAUUUGUUUUAUACUACACAUGCAGUGUAAAUGGUUUGAUUGAUGGAGGAUUGUGUGUGUUAACAGAGAGAAGGAUGAUGAUGAGGGAAUCCCCAGUGAGACCGAGGAAGACAAGAGACUGCUGGAGACCAAAGCACGGGAGAUUAGAGGUAAAACCUGUUCAGUUUUUUCAUCAAAUACUGUAUAACCUGAUGGAUAUGCUCUGUCAGAGUUGUGUAUGACAAGUAUUAACCACAGUGUGUGUCUCUGUUCCUCUCAGAGCUGCUGAGGAAGAAGGAUGAGCAGAUCGUGAGUCUAUUGGAGGAGAAGGUGAAGGUGUUCAGGGACAUGUGUGAGGGUGGCAGCGGCCCAGCGGAGGAGACCAGCCCAACCCAGUCUAUCAGGACCAGAAUGCUGUUUAGAGCCACUCCAGACGACAUCACCAAGGGAGAGCCCAUCAUGAAGGAUGCCCUGAGGGAAGGUGAGUCAGAGUGGACGGCCCUCGGGCAGAAACCACACACAACACAGAUUACCCUUUAUCCAAUCAGUGAUCACCUAUUGAAUUACCUGGACACAUGGUCAACCAGUGAUUUCCCCCUGAAGACACACAGGACCAAUCAGAAACAAUCAGGAAAUUACCCGAAAAUACCCCUAAUAUAAUAUAAUGCCGAUAGCAGCUGAAAGACAAAGGCAGAGAGAUUACAGAAUACUGCCGAAAACUAAUUGUUGGCUAAAGCCAGAGUGAUAUAUGGUUACUUGUCAUAGUUAUUUAUAUCAGCGUUUUCUCUCUGUAGACAGGGAUAGAAUCAAUGCAUAAGGGUACAAAUGAAUUGCUUUAAUGCUGCAGGUUGAGUAAUGAGACAGAUAUUGAUAUUUCUUCUCCUUUUCUCCUGGUUGCCUUAGUUGCCCAGUUUAUGGAGGUCUGUCCGGGUUGCUUCAGCUACCUAGAGUAGUGUGUGUAGUCCUUACUGAAAUCGCACAGUAUGGUGUGUGUGUGUACAAGACCUGGCAAAUAGUAAUGAAAAACAACACACCACUGUGAAUGAUUUUACAGUGAGGGAAAAAAGUAUUUGAUCCCCUGCUGAUUUUGUACGUUUGCCCACUGACAAAGAAAUGAUCAGUCUAUAAUUUUAAUGGUAGGUUUAUUUGAACUGUGAGAGACAGAAGAACAACAAAAAAAUCCAGAAAAACGCAUGACAAAAAUGUUAUAAAUUGAUUUGCAUUUAAAUGAGGGAAAUAAGUGUUUGACCCCUCUGCAAAACAUGACUUAGUACUUGGUGGCAAAACCCUUGUUGGCAAUCACAGAGGUCAGACAUUUCUUGUAGUUGGCCACCAGGUUUGCACACAUCUCAGGAGGGAUUUUGUCCCACUCCUCUUUGCAGAUCUUCUCCAAGUCAUUAAGGUUUCGAGGCUGACGUUUGGCAACUCCAACCUUCAGCUCACUCCACAGAUUUUCUAUGGGAUUAAGGUCUGGAGACUGGCUAGGCCACUCCAGGACCUUAAUGUGCUUCUUCUUGAGCCACUCCUUUGUUGCCUUGGCCGUGUGUUUUGGGCCAUUGUCAUGCUGGAAUACCCAUCCACGACCCAUUUUCAAUGCCCUGGCUGAGGAAAGGAGGUUCUCACCCAAGAUUUGACGGUACAUGGCCCCGUCCAUCGUCCCUUUGAUGCGGUGAAGUUGUCCUGUCCCCUUAGCAGAAAAACACCCCCAAAGCAUAAUGUUUCCACCUCCAUGUUUGACGGUGGGGAUGGUGUUCUUGGGGUCAUGGGCAGCAUUCCUCCUCCUCCAAACACGGCGAGUUGAGUUGAUGCCAAAGAGCUCCAUUUUGGUCUCAUCUGACCACAACACUUUCACCCAGUUCUCCUCUGAAUCAUUCAGAUGUUCAUUGGCAAACUUCAGACGGGCAUGUAUAUGUGCUUUCUUGAGCAGGGGGACCUUGCGGGCGCUGCAGGAUUUUAGUCCUUCACGGCAUAGUGUGUUACCAAUUGUUUUCUUGGUGACUAUGGUCCCAGCUGCCUUGAGAUCAUUGAAGAGAUCCUCCGUGUAGUUCUGGGCUGAUUCCUCACCGUUCUCAUGAUCAUUGCAACUCCACGAGGUGAGAUCUUGCCGAGGGAGAUUGACAGGUCUUUUGUGUUUCUUCCAUUUGCGAAUAAUCGCACCAACUGUUGUCACCUUCUCACCAAGCUGCUUGGCGAUGGUCUUGUAGCCCAUUCCAGCCUUGUGUAGGUCUACAAUCUUGAUCCUUGGAGAGCUCUUUGGUCUGAUUGAUUGAUUGCUUCUGUGGACAGGUGUCUUUUAUACAGGUAACAAGCUGAGAUUAGGAGCACUCACCUUAAGAGUGUGCUCCUAAUCUCAGCUCGUUACCUGUAUAAAAGACACCUGGGAGCCAGAAAUCUUUCUGAUUGAGAGGGGGUCAAAUACUUAUGUCCCUCAUUAAAAUGCAAAUCAAUUUAUAACAUUUUUGACAUGCAUUUUUCUGGAUUUUUUUGUUGUUAUACUGUCUCACUGUUCAAAUAAACCUACCAUUAAAAUUAUAGACUGAUCAUUUCUUUGUCAGUGGGAAAACGUACAAAAUCAGCAGGGGAUCAAAUACUUUUUUCCCUCACUGUAUGUCACGGUACUGCAAGAAUACAGCACCAGAGUGCAGGACCUAUCCCCAUGUGUGUAAUUUGUGUGUGUGUGUGUUUCAGUGGAGACUCUCCAUGUGCUGGUGAAUGGCGGUCUGGGUGGGGCCGUGGGGCAGCAGGUGUCCAGUACCCAAGAUGCAUCAGGGGGCAGUGUGGGGCCGGUGUGUCUGCCUCGCCGCGCUGAGACCUUCGGAGGCUUUGACAGCCACCAGAUGAACAUCUCCAAGAGUAAGAACACCUCACACACUCCUACUCCCUCUCUCCCUAUGUACCCUGACUGGCUGUCAUACUGUAGCUGACUGUCAUCUGCAGCUGUGGGAUAAAGGUCUCCUUUUUUUUUAUUCCAGACGGAGAGAAAGAAGAGGGGGAUGACACAUUAGACCUUCGGAGGACUGAGUCCGACAGUGUGUUAAAGAAGGUAAUUACAGUAACUGUACAUCUCAGAGAUGUGUGAGUCACAGCAAAGGAAUGAAAGGAACAGAGAAAUGCUUUUAGACCAGCUUAGACACACACACACACACACACACACACUUUGUUCAUUAACUCCUGGCUAUUCUUUAUAACUAUUAUUUCCUAACCAAUGCCAUCAGGAGGGAUUUCAACUUGCCUGUGUCUCAGUAGGCCUGGUCCAGUCCCCCAUCACCACCACUGACAUUAACAGACAGACAUUAUCCCAGCCCGGGUCCCUGGGCUGGCUGAGCUGAGGUCCAUAUUAAUAAGGCUCCAUGAGGCUAGGUGAUACCCCCGGUCCGGCUGGGCUGUGUGGGAGCAGUCCUAUGCUUUUAAUGCCUACAAUCUCCUCUGCUCAGGCCUCCCCGGCAGGCAGGUGGGAUCAAGCUCUUCCUUUGAGGGGGUGAUUAACAUGGCCCCACGCCUCGGCAGCUCUGUUAUUAUCUCAGUAACUAACUGCAGCUGUACUUGUCUUCUUCCACAGGGGGGCAACAACAACCUACUGCUGCUGCUCAAGAGGAACAGUGAGGUAGGGCUGACUCCAAUGCUAUCUUACACUACCAGCAUACUGUACAUCCCUGAUUGACUGGCUGGCAGACUGGCUGACUGGCUGACUGACUGGCUGACUGGCUGCGUGAGAGAGGCAUCACUACCUGCUCCCACGGACAGGCCUCUCUUGUUGCUACUGUACUGUACUAUGUUAUUUCAUAGGAAGCAUUUUAUUGUGUGUAUGUUCCUACUGUGUAACCAUACACAGGUAAAUGUUUAUGAUCUCUCUUCUUGUCUUAUAGCAGGUCCUCCACAGUGUCACACACCUCCAUGACCUCCUCAACACACUGCAGGUAUAUCCACUUCUCCUCUCUUUCAUACAACUGUUCUCCUCUAUUCUUCCCUUCUCCUCACUUUCAUUAGAUCGAUCACGCAGAGCUGUUAAAAAGCACACUGACACACAAACUGUACAUUAGUAUGGAUGUCAAUACAAGUUCAUGUGUUUAUAACCGUGUGUUUGUUGCUGUCCUCCUGCAGGCGGUGGUGGUGCAGCAGGACACCUUCAUUGAGGACCAGCGUCAUGCUCUGGCUGAGCGGCCAGCCUCCCGCCACUCCUCCACCUCCUCCCUGUCCUCCUCCUCCUCUCGGCCCAACUCCCUGAUCGAGCAGGAGAAGCAGCGCAGCCUGGAGAAGCAGAGGCAGGAGGUGGCCAACCUGCAGCGCCAGCAGGCGGCCCACGCUGACGAGAGGAGGAGGAGGGAGAGGGAGUGGGAGGUGAGGGAGUCGGGGCUGGGCGACAGGGAGGCGCAGGUGAAGGAGCAAGAGGAGGAGACGGUGAAGAGGCGCAGGCAGAUGGAGGAGGAGAGGCAGGAGCUGCAGAGGAGGAAGGAGGAGUACCAGAGGGAUCUGGAGAGGCUGAGGGACACCCAAAGGAAGCUGGACAGAGACAGGGAGACGCUGCAUAGGGAGGCUGAGAUGGUGGAGCAGAUAAAGAAAGCUGAGGUGAGCUGGAUCAGCUGACACGUUUCUCAAAGAGGGCUGCUGCUCACUGGUCUCUGUCUGUUACCUUACAUUAAAUAAAUUAUAUAACUAUUAUGUAACCAUAAUGGACUGACUACACAUAGGCAAUGUAAUGAUGGCCUUAGAAUAACCCUUUACCUACCGCUUAUCAUAACCACCUGGGCUCAAGCCUGAGCUUCUAAUCCUAAAACUAGUUCAACCUUGACUCCUAGAUAUAAUCUCUUCCUUCAAAAGUAAGAUUCCAUCAUUAAGUUGCUGUGAGGCUUAACUCCCCACUUCUUUGCUGUAUGGUUUGCUUUGAUCUGUAGGCAGAGCAGGCACACAGGAUACAGCGGACGCCCUCCACCACCUCAGAGGAGUCCAUGAAGUUCCAGAGCUCCACCUCUCUGGAUAGAGAGCCUGGAGGAGGGGAGGCAGAGCUGUCCUCCUCCCCCGCCACCAAAGACCCCUUCCUCAGGAUGGGCUCUAAGAGGAAAGGGAAGAACCUGAACCCAUUCUCCUCCUUGUCCUCUUCCUCCAACGCCAGCUCCAAGGCCCAGAGCAGCACAGAGGGCCAGAACCAAAUCCCUAACCGCCUGAUGCAGCUGGCCAAGACCAAGGACAAGAAGGAGAAGAAGAAGAAGAAAGGGAAGGGCCAAUCACAGCCA
Messenger RNA from Coregonus sp. 'balchen', 40100 nucleotides. The record is from the annotation of a GenBank genome assembly. NCBI's taxonomy places the organism in Eukaryota, Metazoa, Chordata, Actinopteri, Salmoniformes, Salmonidae.